AUGGUAAUUGUGGUGGAAUGCUGGGAAUCCGCCGCUUUCGUGUGCGAUUUCCCAAUAACAACCCAAUCAGGGAUAGGGUACAGCGACUUCCAGACCAGUCGGAAUCACUGGCCACCUCCCCAAUUCGUAGAGCCGACUGGCUCGGCGUCACUAGGGGCGGCAUCGCGAGCCCUCUUCGUGGAGAAAGUGCGCUCGUCCAACGCAGCCUGCCAGGCGGGAGACUUCGCCACCGCCGUAGCCCUAUCUGCCGCACGGCUGAAGCAGGGUCAGUUUGCAGCGGCGCUACAAGAUGCAACUCGCGCCCGGGAGCUUUGCCCGAACUGGCCGAAAGCAUACUAUAGACAAGGUGUGGCUUUACAAUGCCUGGGCAGGCAUGGCGAAGCCCUCGCAGCAUUCAGCUCUGGCUUGGGUGUGGAGCCAUCGUCGAGACAACUUCUUGCCGCUUUGGUGGAAGCCUCUCUGAAAUCGCCGCUCAGAACUACCCUCGAGCCUACCUUUAGGCAGUUGGAGGCAAUGAAGUUGGACCAAUCGCCUUUCGUCUUAAUAUCGGUGAGCAAAUAGUUAUUGAUCUGUAAGCUUACUAUGGUUUAAUUCCUGCACGCGAAGCAUGAUGAAUUCGAUUAAUGUUUUGUCUACAUACAAGUCAUUUUUCUCGGGUGCCACACAAUAUCUCUCUCUUGAUCCGAGAAAGACGUUGACCAAUGCGAGGCUGGAUUAGCUAAUAUAUAAUAGUUCAUUGUCUAUAUUGACUUGACCGGGCCGCAGAAACGGCGAUAG
Diatraea saccharalis (sugarcane borer) is the source of this 777-nucleotide messenger RNA. The record is from the annotation of a GenBank genome assembly. NCBI's taxonomy places the organism in Eukaryota, Metazoa, Arthropoda, Insecta, Lepidoptera, Crambidae.